This is a messenger RNA of Oldenlandia corymbosa var. corymbosa, 300 nucleotides long. The record is from the annotation of a GenBank genome assembly. Lineage: Eukaryota; Viridiplantae; Streptophyta; Magnoliopsida; Gentianales; Rubiaceae.
AUGUCAUCAUCAUCAUCAUGGACAUGGAGGGAGAUUGUGACAAGUUUACCCCCGCGUGAUCUUAGGCAUUGGGAGAACAUUUGCAUAGAUGGUGCAAUUUGUUGGGAUGGCUGGGAAUGCAGCGAUGGUAGAGGACAAAUAGAAAGAGCAGUUCAAUAUUUCGACCUCUCCGAGGAGGUGUUCAAGUUACGUCCUAGACAUGACGAUGCUUCUUAUGAUGACGCUUAUGUGAUCGGUAAUGAUUAUUGCAACAGCGACGGCGACAACGAAUACGUACGGAAUGUUCAAUUAUCAAACUGA